AUGGGGGCCAGAUUGCCGGGCCAGUAUGCAGCUCCCUAUCUUGCCAGAGCUCCAAACAUGGGAGUUAGAAUGUCGGGCCAGUACGCAGCUCCCAACCCCGUGAGCUUCUCGAACAUGGGGGCUGGAGGUCCUGUACAACGACUUGCUCCCGGGCAGGCACAGAGCACUGCAGGCCGCAGACACAUACCCGAUUAUCCAAUACGACUUGCACCCGUGCAACGAAUUGCUCAUCAGAGCCAAGGACCUCAAAAGCCAGCCAGAAGUGCGACGCUUACGUAUGGCAUCGCCGACAACAAGACGACAGCUCCUCAGGUUCCUUCCCAUGACAAUCGAAGUAAAUCAUCGCUUCAAGAAUUUGCUGGACAGAUCUCUGCGGCGGCAACUGAGCAGCCCCCGAUAUUAUUCACCCCUGAUCCUGUACCUUCCGAGUAUUUCCACAAAGCCAAUAUUCGCGUUGCAGACCGCCUCGCAAAAGGAAACGGAGUAGCAUACCUUUUGGAGAAAUCUCCGACAGACACUGGGACAUUUUCUGUCUUUCUCGAAGGACUCAAGUACCUCGAGUAUCCUAUACUGGACAUGGUCAACUAUAUUGCUAACUCCCAAGAGCUCUGUCCGCAGUUCAAAGAGGCUGAUGGAGAAUCGCGCGAGUGUGCUGCUUCCAAAGCAGCGGCUCCUAAAAAGGACGUUUGUACUCCAGCUACGAGCAAGACAGCACUUACGACGCAUGCCUCAGCUGGUGCUGCCUUAGAGGCUAGCCUCGUUGGUCUUUCCCUGUCCCCACAAGUGCUUCCACCAAGACGUAUAACUAGCUCCGGAAGCGUAUCGUCAUAUGCGAUGGAUCUGGGCACCCUGGACUUCGCUGUCAAAGAUUGUGACAACGAACAGUCUCAGAGCGCACAGGUGGACGAAACUGAUGACCUGGCACGCGAUUUGCAGCAGAUCUUACCAACUUUCGAGAAGGUGAGCCAGGCGCUGGUUUCUAUCAGCGAAAGCAAAAGAGAACUUGCUGCAAAGAGAGUGUUGCAAAACCUGAAAGGAGCAUCUGGCGCAGAUGAACUUCUCCGCACGUUGCUCUUGCUAUCAGCCAAGUCUGGUGCGGAAGCUUCUCUUGAAACGGUACCGUCGUGCUGCGGUCCAAAGUACUCCCGGAAGAAGCUUCUUCACUUGCGUUCAAGUGCCUGCAUCCCGCCGAAAUGGGUUUUCCAUACCGGCUUUCUCCCUGUCAGACCCCAAAGAAACGCAGAAACCACAAUCAAGGCUACAGGAGAAAGCGGUCAGCCACAAAAGACGAAGGAAAAUGAGACGGUGACAAAUGUGAAUGCCGGAACUCAGAUGGAUAGAGAGCAAGAUUCAAUGUCUAUGACGAGCAUUUUGACGGCCCUGGUGGACAUCAUGAAGACACCUGUAUCCAUGUUGGACAAUUGCGAAAACCCGACAGCUGUGCCUGAAGUCAGUCAGGUGGUGCCAUCGACCCCUGUCAAACAGAAGAACACUGUCGGCACUGAUCGCGGUAACAGUGUGACGAAAGGCCUGAACAGCUCCAGAUGGGCAUAA
Molecule: messenger RNA, 1554 nt
Organism: Grosmannia clavigera kw1407
Lineage: Eukaryota; Fungi; Ascomycota; Sordariomycetes; Ophiostomatales; Ophiostomataceae
Exons: 2
Coding region: 1-1554 (517 amino acids)
Source: RefSeq, a predicted model, not a curated record